Molecule: messenger RNA, 1707 nt
Organism: Tribolium castaneum (red flour beetle)
Lineage: Eukaryota; Metazoa; Arthropoda; Insecta; Coleoptera; Tenebrionidae
Product: probable DNA double-strand break repair Rad50 ATPase
Exons: 4
Coding region: 108-1679 (523 amino acids)
Source: RefSeq, a predicted model, not a curated record
CAAUCAAGUCAUUACGAGUCACUCAAAUUAAAAGUGUCAGAAUGUCUCGUUAAUUAGGCGAAUGCCUAAGUCAAUAUUUUUGUUGGUUUACACGCAAAACAAGCGACAUGAAUGAUGACGUACAAAGUGAAUUGUUAGAUAAUGAGUUUCGUCAAAUUCUCCUCGCCAUCAAGCCCCACAUCAACCACAUCGACAACCAUUACCACCUAGAACGGUACAGGGUGUGGCUGGAGCGCUUAAGCAACGCCCAUUGCACCGAACGGGCGGAGCGCAACAAGUACCUACUCGAGCUGGCCAAUCAGAUCCACGACAACGUGCUAGAACCGCCCUUCACGUACAACCCGCCCCGUGGGCUCCUCCCACGAAUAAAAACCUUCCAGCGCUUGCAAAUCGACCCAGCGCAAAUUUCCGACAAGUUUUUCCAAAACGACCAAAACCAAUGGCCCUUUAUUGUCGCAUCACAAUCUAACCGCAACUUAAAUAAAAAUAAAAACAACACCUGGCCGCAAAAAAAGAACAAACCGAUCAAAACGAAAUUAAUGCGGCCGUUCCAAAAACUGGGGUCCGUGGGACAAGGGGAGGAAAAACAGUCAGAAACGAGCGGCUCAUGGUACGAUUUGGCCGAAACCACGUCCGAAACGCACGCAUGUGGCGACAAAGACCAGGAGGACGAUGGGAAUAACAAAUUAGGGACGCAACACUUGAUGGAAGGCUUGAAAACCAAAGAAGAGUUUGCCAAAAAAUACGAGCAAGAGAAAUGUAAAGGGGGUGGUAGUUUCAAUUCUGAGAAAUUUCUAGCUGAGGAAAGCUCUAACCGCAAGCCCACGGCCCAGGAACUAGAAGCGCUUAAGAUGAGAAUGAAGGAUUUGCUUGAGGUCAAGAACGCGCUCAGAGACACGCACUGUCUGACGCAAGACAGGAAAAAGACACUCGAGACGCUCCAAGUGAAAUUAUCGGAGGCGGAGCGAGAAAAGGCGGAGCUACAGGUGAUACUAGACUCGCAGAAAAAAAAGUUUGUGGAGUUGGACAAAAUCAAGAGUAAAGAAAUGAACGAAUUCAAGGAAAAGUUUGCCCACUUGAGGCAGAAAGAGGUCGACUAUUUGAAAAAGUACCACAAGGACGAAGUGGCAAGUUUGGAAAAGUCGUACAGUUGCAAAAUUAGGGAAUUGGAGGCGAGGAUUGAUAGUUUGAGGGAGGAGUACGAGGCGAAAAUUAAAACUCUGAGUGAUUCAAACAUGAGUUUAUUACAAGAGAAGGAGCAAAGAAUACACGAACUUCAGAGCGAGUUGAAGAUUAGGGAGAGCCAACAAACGAACCAGGCAAAUUCUGAGCAAAUUUUAAACCUGAAAAAGUGUCUCUCGAGACUGGACAAAGUCCUGCACCGGAACGAAAAAGACUACUCGAAGAAAAUCGAAAAGUUGAAGGAAGAGCUUGACUUGAAGGAAGUGACAAGUCAGGUGCAACUCCAGGCCCAGAAGGCCGAUCUAAUCGUGCGAACCUCGGCCGCAAAACAGGAAGAACUGAGAAACGCGCUAAACAGCCUCGAAAGCAAGUACAAGAAAAUGGUCGAGACGGUCCAGACGGCAGCUUUGGAGGCGAAAAAACGGGACGAGAAAAUGAUCGACGAGCUAAGGGGGCUGCUGCAGAAGCACAACAUCCAGAUUGCGUACACUGUGUAAUUGUCUGAAUAAAUUGAUUUCAAGUGUU